CGAGCUUCGGCGCAGCGCCGGCAAGCUGGACCGUCUGGUCGAAGCCCUCGAGAACGAUCCGGUCGACGGCGACUACGGCCUCGGCCACACGCGGUGGGCGACGCACGGCCGGCCCACCGAGGGGAGAACGCGCACCCCCACCGGGACUGCACCGGGCGCAUCGUCGUCGUGCACAACGGCAUCAUCGAGAACUACCUGGAGCUGAAGCACGCGCUCGAGGCCGAGGGCCACCGGUUCGCGACGGAGACCGACACCGAGGUCGUCGCCCAUCUCGUCGAGUGCGAAUGGCGCGGGGACGGGCUCGAGGCGGCGGUCCGCCGGGCCCUCGCGCGGAUACGCGGGCUGUUCGCGCUGGUGCUGCUGGCGACCGACGAUCCGCAGAAGCUGGUGGCGGUUCGCCAGGGUCCGCCGAUUCUGGUGGUCGAGAGCGAGGGAGGUUGUCUCGUCGCGUCGGACGUCCCCGCGAUUCUCAGCCACAGCCGGGACGUCGUGUUUCUCGGCAACCGCGAGAUGGCCGUCAUCACCCCCGGCGGCGUGACCUAUACCGAUUUCACGGGUGCGCCGGUCGCCGCCACCACCCAGCGCAUCAACUGGGACCCGGUGAUGGCGGAGAAGGCCGGCUACCGGCACUUCAUGCUGAAGGAGAUCUUCGAGCAGCCGUGGGCGGCCCGCGAAACGGUGCUCGGGCGCACCUCGCUGGAGUCCGGCCAGGUCUUCCUCGGCGAGCUGGACAUCCCGAUCGAACGGCUCCGGGCCGUCACCCGCGUGGUCAUCCUGGCCUGCGGUACGUCCUGGCACGCCGCCCUCGUGGGCAAGUUCCUGAUCGAGCGGCUCGCGACGGUGCCGGUGGAGGUGGACUACGGUUCCGAGUACCGGUACCGGGACCCCAUCGUGACGCCGACGACGCUCACGGUGGUCAUCACGCAGUCCGGCGAGACCGCCGAUACGCUCGCCGCGCUUCGCGAGGCCCGCGACCGCGGCGCCGCGACCAUCGCCAUCUGCAACGUCGUCGGCAGCAUGGCCACCCGCGAGGCCGAUUUCACCGUCUACACCCACGCCGGACCGGAGAUCGGGGUCGCGUCGACCAAGGCGUUCACCUCGCAGCUCGUGGCCCUGCAUCUGCUGGCCCUCUAUCUGGCCCAGAUCCGCGAGACGCUUCCGGCGGAGGCCGCGCGCCGGCACCUGGAAGACCUGAACCACCUGCCGCGCUGGCUCGAGCAGACCCUGCAAUGCGAGGACGCCGUGAAGUCGGUGGCGCAACGGUUCCACCAGCACCGGAGCUUCCUGUAUCUCGGGCGCGGCAUCAACUAUCCGAUCGCCCUGGAGGGCGCGCUGAAGCUCAAGGAAAUCUCCUACAUCCACGCCGAGGGAUACCCGGCGGGCGAGAUGAAGCACGGCCCGAUCGCCCUCGUCGACGAGCAGAUGCCGGUCGUGACCCUGCUCCCGGACGGCUCCGUCUUCGAGAAGAUGGCGUCCAACCUGCAGCAGGUCAAGGCGCGCGGCGGCCCGAUCAUCGCGGUGGCCGACGACCGCCCGCGGGACCUCGGGGCCUUGAUAGAUUCGAGUCUGGACGCACUCGUCACCCGUACCGGCGACACCCCCGCUGAUCACGCCGAUCGUCAUGGUGAUUCCGCUUCAACUGCUGGCGUACCACAUCGCCGUCCGUCGCGGCUGCGACGUCGACCAGCCGCGCAAUCUCGCCAAGAGCGUGACGGUGGAGUGACCCGGGCGGCUGCCGUCGCGCGAAUCCUGUAG
Molecule: messenger RNA, 1755 nt
Organism: Geodia barretti
Lineage: Eukaryota; Metazoa; Porifera; Demospongiae; Tetractinellida; Geodiidae
Source: the annotation of a GenBank genome assembly